This is a messenger RNA of Chaetura pelagica (chimney swift), 7602 nucleotides long. It is a transcript of the gene HELZ2, whose product is annotated as helicase with zinc finger 2, transcriptional coactivator. NCBI's taxonomy places the organism in Eukaryota, Metazoa, Chordata, Aves, Apodiformes, Apodidae. Gene Ontology annotation, molecular function: 5'-3' DNA helicase activity; ATP hydrolysis activity; RNA nuclease activity. The coding region runs from base 61 to 7602 and encodes 2513 amino acids. The record is from RefSeq and is a predicted model, not a curated record. The transcript is spliced from 19 exons.
GUGACCUUCAGCUCGCAGGAGAGCUUCGAGAGCCACUGCUCCUCCGUGGAGCACCUGCAGAUGCUCUCGGUCGAUACCUCCAUCCAGUGGUCCCACCGCGCCCCGCCGCUCGGCAUGACCCGGUUCUCGCUGUGCAGCAGAGCGGAGGUGUGUGAAAUGGGGAAGAGCUGCACCCAGGCUCACUCACCUGAGGAGCUGCAGGAGUGGAUCCAGAGGGUGAAGGUGGCUGCAAGGAAAAGGAAGCAAGCGCUGAAGGAAGGACUCUUGUCCUACCAGGAUCGGCUCAUUGCUGAGUACCAGACAUGCUCCAACGAGGUGUUGAUUAUGGCUGAGCACAUCGAGGGUGUCCGAGUCGUGUGUGAGCAGCCCCUGGACGUGCAGUCAGAGGACAGAGGGAUGAAGUACCAGUGGAAGUUCAGGAUCUUCUCCCAGAUGCCCUUACAGCACGUGGCACUACUGAAGCGGCAACCGGGAGUCACCUUCUACCUGUUGGGGAAGGGACGUUCCAAGGACCUGCACUACCUCCGUGGGGAGCAGGUGGCCACCCUGCCUUCCUCCCCGCCCACCACGCUGGUGGAGGUCUGCAUGGAGUGCUGUGCCCUGGGGGUCUUUGAGCAGUGGGUGGUCUUCGACUUCGGCAGGCGCCCUGUCCUCAGGCAGAAGAUCAAGGUGAAGGUGGGUCGGCGGGAGACCCCCCGGCACGUCCCCGGCAGCAGGGAGAGCAGCCGCCCCGUCGACUUCGUCCGAUGGGAUAGAGGGAACCGGUUCAUCAUUCCCAGUGUGCCGAGGACCAGUGAAGACAUGGAUCUGCUGGCCAAGUACAAGCCUCCUGCCCUCGCACUGGACUACCAGCAGGAGCGCGGGGUGCCUGUUCCCAUCACCCGCCUCAACUACCGUGAGAGGAUGCACAGCUUCCUCUUCCGUGAGGAAGAAGCUGAACAGGCUCUGGUUGCCAAACUCAACCUGCGGGUCCUCAUCUCCCUGACCCCCAUGCUGCAAAGCCUCUCCAUGGGGAUGAAGUGUUCCGUCUCUGGCGAGCUCUUUGCUGAAGUGCCUACCCCUUACAACCUCUCGCCAGACACAGACGAGGGGUAUCUGCUGAGCAGGUCUGUGCCCACUGCCUUGCUGGCACUUGACCCACCUGAAGACAAUCGAGUUUAUGAGGUUACUGUGGAGCAUAAAGCCACCACGGAGAAGACCAUCUGGUUACAGAUACCAAAGAGAUGCUGCUCGGAGCUGAACUUCCAGGCAAACACCUUCCACAAGGUGGAGAUCCAGUUCCAAAUCGACCAACUGCUGUUCCGGCAGUGGCACCAGGCUGUGGACCGCCUGUUGGAUGAGAAGCUGGUCCUACCAGAUGUUGCCAGUUGCUCUGUCCCCUACUCUCAUGGGUCACCACAAGAAGGGAAUAGCAAGCAGAAACUAGCCAUCUCCUUCAUCACAGGCCAGGCAACUACCAGUCGGCAGGUCCCACCUCUUCUCAUCUACGGGCCUUUUGGCACAGGAAAGACAUUCACCUUGGCCAUGGCCACCAGAGAGAUCCUCAGGCAGCCCAAAGCACGGGUUCUGAUCUGCACUCACACGAACAGUGCUGCUGACAUCUACAUCCGGGAGUAUUUCCAUAACUACGUGACCAAAGGGCACCCAUGGGCUGUUCCCUUGAGGAUUAUAUCCACUGACCGUCCCAUCAGCAUGACAGACCCCAUCACCCAGAUGUACUGCUGCCUCUCGCCAGACCAGCGCUCCUUCCGGCACCCCACGCGGGAGGAGAUCGACAGGCACCGCAUCAUCAUCACCACCUCCAUGUUAUCCAAGAACCUGAAGGUUCCCUCAGGCUACUUCACCCACAUCAUGAUUGAUGAAGCUGCCCAGAUGCUGGAGUGUGAAGCUUUGGUCCCACUCUCCUACGCCACUUUAGAGACCCGGAUUGUCCUUGCUGGGGACCACAUGCAGAUAACCCCAAAACUCUUCUGUGUCGGGGGUGGACAAUCUGCUGAUCACACCCUGUUAAACAGACUCUUUCAGUUUUACCAGAAGGAGAGGCAUGAAGUGGCCACCAAGAGCAGGAUCAUCUUCAAUGAGAAUUACCGUUCCACUGCAGGCAUCAUUGAAUUUGUCUCAAAGCACUUCUACAUUGGCAAAGGCAAUGCAAUCCAGGCCAGUGGGGACAUCCCACCCCAUCCUGAAAUCUACCCGCUCAUGUUCUGCCACGUGUGUGGUGUGGCUGAAAGAGAUAUGUCCAUGAUUUCUUGGCACAAUGCCUCUGAGAUAAUUCAAGUGACUGAGAAAGUGAAGGAGAUCCACCAGAGGUGGCCAGAUGAGUGGGGUGUCCGAGAUGUGAAGAGGAUCUGUGUGGUCUCCCAUGGGAUGCAGGUUUCUGCAAUAAGACAAGAGCUGAGGAAGAAGCAGUUACAAGAUGUGGUGGUGGAAAACUAUGAGAACUUGCCAGGGCGGGAGUUCCGGGUCAUCAUCAUCAGCACUGUCCACACCAGCGAGAGCCUGCGCGUCUCGGCCUCCCACCACCUCGAGUUCUUCAACGAAGCCAGAGUGCUCAACACCAUCAUGACCCGGGCCCAGUCGCUGGUGGUUGCAGUGGGCGACGCCGUGGCCUUGUGUUCCCACGGCCAGUGCAGCAAGGUCUGGAAGCGCUUCAUCCAGCAGUGCAUCGAGAAGGGGAGCGUCUUCCCUGAGAGCCUGACGAUGGCCCAGAUCAAACAGGCUGCAUGUGACAAGGAGAGCUGGAGUAGGAGGAGCCCAGAGGGGGACGAGGAGGACAGCGACACGGAUUCCUGGAGCUCGGAGGCUGAGAGCAUGAAUCCUGAUGAUCCCAUCCUCCAGGAGCUCUUAGAUGAGAGCAAGAAUGUGCUGGUGACUGUGUCAGAAGAAGGGCUGCUGAAUGUGAAGUCUGAGGCUUCAAACCUGGGGGAAGGCAGGCAGGAAUAUGUCAGCUUCUCUUCUCAGAUGAUGCAGGAAUAUCUGCUCAUGCACCCCAAAAUGUACAAGAGGUGCGAGCUGAUCAAAGAAGGGUUUGACAGAGCUUCUGCCUUCACCCUCAACGACUCUCCUGGGAUGAACAUUCAGAUCAAGGGCAGGGUUCACUGUGGAAUGGCCUUCACUGGGGACGAGGUGCUGGUGGAGCUCCUGCAGGGCAGCACAGCUGACAGCAGCCACCGCCCUCAGGGAAAGGUGGUGGGCAUAUUGAAGCGCGCCGAGAAAGAACGGACCUUCAUCUGCAUGAUGGAUGAGUUUGAUCCCCGGGUGAUGAUACCCAUCGAUCCCACUGUCACCAAAAUAUUUGUCCCAGGGCUGAAAGAGAAGCCCAAUGUCAUUCCCAUCCGCAGGCUGGUCAAUGGGAAGUACAGGGUUGUCAGCUGUGAGAAGAUCAGCCACGAGAAAAGGAGAAGCCAGCUCUUCUGUGUCCAGGUCAUCUCCUGGAGGGAAGGGUUUUACUACCCUUUGGGUGUAAUAACAGAGGUUCUACAUGCGGCGUUGACUUUGGAAGAAGGCCUAAAGAUCCUGGACUUGGAGUAUGGUUUGGAGAAUAAAUACCCAGCUGCUGUCACCAGGGAGUCAGCCAAAUACACCUCCGGCAGUAAAAUAAAUAUCACCAAGGAGAAUCUGAGGGACUGUCGGGGUUACCCCACCUUCACCGUCGACCCCCAAGGUGCCAGGGAUUUGGACGACGCUGUCAGCGUCAGGGAUCUUGGGCAGCACUACGAGAUUGGGAUCCACAUUGCAGACGUGGCUGGCAUCAUUCCCAAAGGCAGCGCCUUGGACCUGGAAGCGAAGAAGCGAGGUGUCACCUACUAUGCUCCCAACCAGGAGCCCCUGUGCAUGUUCCCACCCCACAUUAGCCAGGACGUCUGCAGCCUCCUGCCACAGAAAGAGCGUCUGGUCAUCUCCCUGUUUGUCACCGUAGGAAAGAAGACUGGUGUGAUUUUAAAGGCCAUCUUCACCGUCUCUGUGAUCUGCUCAGACAGGCAGCUGUCCUACGAAGAGGCAGAGCUCUACAUCAAGGACCGCUACGGGGGAGCAGCAGGGACCCUUCAUUUCGACACCCUGGAGGACUGUGUGGCUGUGGCUUAUCAUUUCUCCAGGAUCCAUCGGAAGCGUCGGCUGCAGGAGGACUAUUUCUAUGACCAGCUGGAUGAGGGAAGCUCCCCAGGUAACAGGGAAUCCCAUCAGAUGAUAGAGGAGUUAAUGAUCAUGUUCAACAGUUUUGUGGCAGAGUUCCUCACCAACAAGGAGGACACCAGAAAUGUCACUCCCCUGCGGUGUCAGAGUGAGCCCAGCCUUCAGCAGUUAACAGCCAUGAAAAACAAGUACAGCCACCUCGUUCCUUUUUCCAUCCAUCUCACACACCACCUAGGAGAGGUGCGUCCUGGCCAAAACCCCUCUGACAAUGUGGAGUUCAGCCUCCUGGCCCCCAUCUGGGAGCAUCUGCUGUCAGCCAUUAGGGUUCGUGACUUCCCCAAGAUGCUAGACCUUAUUGUCACUGAUGACAUCCACCCGAAGCUGGCUCCCGUGGCCCUGGAGUUCAGGAGGCUGCUCAGCCGCUCCUAUUUCAGCUGCUCCAACUCCUCUGUCCAGUCCAAAGCAGGUCACUACUCCCUGCACGUGGACUCAUACACCUGGGCUUCCUCUCCCAUCCGCCGCUACAUGGAUGUGGUGGUUCAGCGGCACCUUCAUUCCGUGCUCCACAAGAAGCCCGUGGUCUAUUCCGUGGAUGACAUUGAGUUUCUCUGUCACGACUUCAACAGGAAGAAUUCCAAGGCAGUGACAUACGAGAAGAAAGCCCGCUGCCUGCAGAUGGCCACCCAGCUGAAGGGCCAGGUCCUGCAGAAGAUGGCCUUUGUAGUGGAUAUUGAAGGGAUGAAUAAGUACUUUAAAGCCCUGUUUCCACUGAACAAAGAGAGUCUUCCAGAUCCCCAGAUAAUUAAUUACAGGUCUCUCCAGCUGGUAGAGCAGCCCAUCUUCAUCCCGCAGCGCAACUGCAUGAGGCUGAUGUGGAAGAGGAGGAUGUACUCCAUGAAGACAACAAAGGAGCACAGCCUGCAGGAAGGACCAGUCCGUGACCACAGCAUCACCCUGGUUGGCAGCCAGACCUGGCAGGAUGUGCUGGCAGCCAUCAGGCGUGAGGAUCUGGAGACUGCAGCCACCCUCCUUGGGAGGAACAAGAACCAAUACCAGAGACACACGGGCUGGGUGAGGAGGAGCCAGUGCUCACACUACAUGGAGCUCUUCCUGGAGCUGAGCGCCGGCGACGCGCUGCAGUUCCAGCUCACCACUGAUACCCACCGGGGCUUCCUGGUGCCCUCUGUGCAGCUGUGGUGUGUUACACCUGGGUUUGACAUCUGCCUGCAGCACACAGAGAAGCCCAUUGACUGCUUCUCUGCCUAUGCCACCCUGCCAUCCAAAGACAAGUACAAGCACGCGAUGGAUUACAACAAGAUCUGGUUGCCCAUGAGUGCCAUGGAGUCUGCUUCGUGUGCCGUGGCUGAAAAUGACUCCAUUGUCCUCCAGAACGUCAAAAUAACCUGGGCAAAGCAAAGGACAAGGAAAGGACAGCUGCAAGGGAGUUUUGUCCUAGCCAAAACAUAUUUGGAGGAGUUCUCCAUUGAGGUGGACUUCAAUCACUGUUACUUGUGCAUUCGCUUAGGUGGGCUGAAGCCUGAGAGCCUUCAAAGCGACGAGGAGUGCCUUGUCCAGGGCCUCCAGAACCUGACUUUUUUUAACAAAGGUGGGUCAGAAGACAAGCUGGUGGUUGAUCCAGAUACCUACACCUGGGUGGCUCAUGGUGUCACUGAAGAGUUUGCCGACAACGAGAAGUCAGACAGGACUGCUGAGAAUACUAUAAACUUCUACAUCCACCAUAUGUCUAUGGAGAACAUCCCUGUCGAGGUCUCACAGGCCUCUGCCAGGUUCACAGUGGAGCUCAUACCCAAGAUGCUGCCAGACAUACGGAAGGAGAAGGCAAUUUGGAAGCUCAGCAAUGCCUCUGACCUUGCUAAAAGCAUUGCCCUUGGCCAUGAACCUCCUAAAAAAGCAGUGAAAAUGUCCAAAAUCCUGCUGCAACAAUCCUUUGAUCUCCUUGGCAACUUCAGGAAACUUAACCAGAGUCAGAACCAGGCGAUUCUAAAUGCUCUCAGAAAACCCUUCACACUCAUCCAAGGGCCACCAGGCACAGGAAAAACAGUUGUUGGAACUCACAUUGUCUACUGGUUCCAUGAGCUGAAUGAGGGGAGUGAGGAGCAAACACCACCUUUGAAGUCUGAAGACAAAAAGGUCAAGAGAAAGUGCAUCUUGUACUGUGGCCCGUCCCACAAGUCUGUUGAUGUUGUUGCUGGGAUGCUGCUGAAGAUGAGGAACCUGAAACCGCUGAGGGUCUACGGGGAGGCCAUAGAGACCAUGGAAUUCCCGUACCCGGGCAGCAGCCGGAACCUCUCCCGCAAAUCCCUGCGGGAUGCCAAACCAAACCAGGAGCUCAGGGAAAUAAUCCUGCAUUACCGCAUCCGGAAGCCGCCCAACCCGUUCUACAGUGAGAUCUGUGAGUUUGAUUCUCGGAUUAAGAGAGGACUGCAGAUCACAGAAAAUGACGUAAAGAAGUACAAAUCCCAUUUGUCAUCUGCUCGUGAGUAUGAGCUGUCAAGGCACGAUGUCAUCCUGUGCACGUGCUCUUCUGCAUCUGCUGGUACCCUGGAGCAGCUCAAUGUCAAGCAGAUAAUCAUCGAUGAGUGUGCCAUGUCCACAGAACCAGAGACCCUCAUCCCUCUGGUCAGCCACAAACAUGCUGAGAAGGUUGUUUUGCUUGGGGAUCACAAACAGCUGCGGCCUGUGGUCAACAAUGACUUCUGCAAGAGCCUUGGCAUGGAGACGUCUCUUUUUGAGCGCUACCGGCACCAGGCGUUGAUGCUGGACACUCAGUACCGCAUGCACAAAGGGAUCUGCGCGUUCCCCUCCCAGGAGUUUUAUCAGUCGCGGCUGAAAACGUGUCCCCAGCUCCAGCGCGAGGCCAGCGUGUUCCACCACAGAGAGAACGGGUGCUGCCCUGUCAUCUUCGGGCACGUGGAGGGGAAGGAGCAGUCCCUGGUGAUUUCCACUGAGGAAGGAAACGAGAACUCCAAAGCUAACCCAGAAGAAGCAGCGCAAGCGGUGAGGAUAGCGAAGCAGCUGACACUAGAUGGCACCAUCCGGCCGGAGAAAAUCGCCGUCCUCAGCCCCUAUAACGCCCAAGUGUCCGAGAUCAACAAGGGCCUGAUGAAAGAGGGCAUCCGCGGGGUGACCGUCUGCACCAUCAUGAAGAGUCAAGGAAGUGAGUGGAGAUACGUGAUCCUGUCCACUGUGCGCUCCUGCCCCCGCUCGGAGAUCGAUUGGAAGCCCACGAAGAGCUGGCAGAAAAAGUACCUGGGGUUUGUUACCGACCCAAACCAGGUCAACGUCGGCAUCACGCGAGCUCAGGAAGGACUCUGCAUCAUAGGGAACCGGUACCUGCUGGAGUGCAACCCCUUGUGGAGGAGACUGCUCCAGCACUACCGACAGCACCGCUGCUACACCACAGCCCAGGGGAUUUGUAUCAGGAAGACUCCAAGCCGCCGGCAGUGA